Funneliformis geosporum is the source of this 1422-nucleotide messenger RNA. The record is from the annotation of a GenBank genome assembly. NCBI's taxonomy places the organism in Eukaryota, Fungi, Glomeromycota, Glomeromycetes, Glomerales, Glomeraceae.
AUGGAACUUACCUCCCAAAAAAUUCCUUAUGAAAUAUUAGGUUCUUUUAAAUUUAUUGAGCGGGAGGAAAUUAAAGAUGUUUUGGCUUUUUGUCGAACCAUAAUUUACCAAGAUAAUCUUGCUUUAUUGCGAGUGCUAGGCUUGCAAGAAAAAAUUGGAAUCCGUACCAUUGAAAAAAUUGAAAAAAGUAGCGAGGAAGAGGGAAUAAGUAUAUACAGUUAUCUUAAUAAGUCUGCUCCGGUUGCCAGUUCAAGCCAGGACAAAUUAGCCACCCCCACUCAAUUAGAAAAAAUUAAUGAAGUUAUUCAAAAAAUUAAUAACCACCAAACAAAAGCAUUUAAAAACCAGAAAAAUAAGCGUCGUAAGGAAUAUUCUAAUUUAGACGAAUUGCUAAAUAAUUUUUUACAAUGGCUGAUAAUCGCUUUCGAAGAUAAAAAAUUAAUUAAAACCCGUAAUAACCUUAUUCUUUCCUCGGUUCACCAAGCCAAAGGUUUAGAAUUUGAGGUGGUAUUUUUUGUUUAUCUAGACCGCGGAACUUUACCUUAUCGGGAAACCCAAGACAUUACCGAAGAAAGAAGGUUAUUUUAUGUUGGAAUUACCCGAGCCAAAAAAUUUCUCUAUUUAGUUAGUACCCCUCAAACGGAAACUAAAAAACUCACUUCGGUCAGAAUAGUCCACCAACUCCAAACUCACCUAACCAGCCAAAAGAGCCAGUUAAGUAAAUUAAAAACUACUGCUCAGAGCCAAACCGCUCUUUUAGCCGAUAAAUCUUAUACUGAUACGCUUACGCCUACUAAAUUGGCUGAAUUACAGCAAGCAUUAAAUACUAAUAAACAAAAAGUUUUCCAAUUAGAAACCCGUAUAAAUAAUUUAGAAAAGCAAUUAAAAAAUUUGGCUAGCCAACCCAAUUUAGAGCAAACCAAACUAAUCCAGCAAUUAGAGCAAGAAAGCAAAGCCAUUAGUAAUAGUUUAGGAAUACCCUUUCCUCCCUUACCCAAACCCGAUACUCCUACUCCACCGGAAGAACCCAACCCUCAGCCUUCCCCAACCCCACCACCGGAAAAUCCUACUCCACAACCGCCCCAAUCCCCUCCACCAACACCGCCGAAUAAUAACCCUCUCGCUCAAACUAAAAAAGAAGCCUUAGAAAAAAUAGAUAAUCCAACUGCGGAAGAAAAGCAAAAAAUUAAUCAGGCAGAUAGUUCACCAAAAGUAAUGAAAGAGUUAUCUGGGAUUUUAAGAGAAAGAAUAUUAAGCGACAUUUCAGAGUGGUGUAUUUUCUUUGCUGAUGAUAGAGGGGUAAUAAUAGAUGCUGAUACAAUGGGGUUAAUUGUUUAUGAAAAAGGGAUUUUUGAAGAAAGUGAUUACCGGCAGAUAAGGCAAGCAUUCAUUCAGGAAAUUAUAGAUAAUCCAAGUCAAUGA